AUGGUUAGGUCAUUCGAGAUUUAACGGACAUUUAACAGAAAAAUCAUUCAUAGUGUCACGGUUAUAAUUAGCAUAUAUCAGGAAUACCAUUAAUAAUAUACCAAAAAAACAUCUAAUAAUUAUGUUAAUUAGGCUAUAGUCAAUUUUUUACCUCUCUCGUCUUUCUUACUGCCUCACUGGUCUCUUCGAUUCCCCUCUCUCCAUUUUUAUCUCUAUCCACCACAACUACAGUCGCAAACCACCACCUCUGCGCCUCACCAACAACCUCAAUUUCUCCACCACCAUCGGCUACUCCACCUUCCGCGCCAGACUCUUCUUCAUUGAACUCAUUGGAGUUUGCUUGGGUUCAUCGCUACUCCAUCACCUUAGCCUGCGAGAAUGAGCUUUGCUUAGGAGAGGACGUUGUUGCAUGGUUUGGAGGCUACAAAUUUUCUAAAUUGAUUCAGCGCUGCUUGCUUCAAUCACUAAUUCGGCUGGGUUCAUUCACCUCCUCUAAAUUGUUUUAUUCGCAUAUCAGGUUAGCCAUGGCUCAGACUUGAGAUAUUCUUCAUUCAUUCGUCCGUGUUUAUAAGAUUAUUCUUCCCAAAUAUAUUGAGAGGAACAGUGAACAUUGCUCUGGCUGCUGUCCAAAAGCAAUUGCGCAUUCUUUUGGAAGAGAAGUUCAUUUCUUUAUUGCAAUCAUGUAAGAAUAUCAACCUCUUGCACCAAAUUCAAGCUCAAGUCAUUGUUCAUGGGCUCCAGCAUAGCCACUAUGUAGUCCCCAAACUCAUUGCCCAAUCUGUAGAAUUGAAGCAUAUGAAAUAUGCUCGCUUUCUGUUUGAUCGAAUGCUUUAUCCAGAUGUUGUAGUUUACAAUGUGAUGUUCAAGGGGUAUAGCCAUAAUGGGGAUCACAAAGAAGUGAUUUUUUUGUUCAGGAAAUUGAUGGACUUCCAUAUAAAACCAAGCUGUUAUACAUUUCCCUUGAUUCUGAAAUCUUGUGGGAAAUUGGCGAUGAUGUGUUUAGGGGCUGGUGAAGUUGGAUCAGCACAUAAGGUCUUCGGUGAAAUACCUUCCAGAAGUAUUUUUUCUGAUACCUUUAUGAUCAGUGGCUUUAUUUCCGAUGGCAAUAUGAAAUCAGCGAGAGAACUUUUUGACGUAGCUGCUGAGAGAGAUAUUGUCUUAUGGAACACCAUGAUUUCAGGCUAUAUUAGUAUUGAAGAUAUGGAAGCUGCUCAAAUUCUCUUUGACAAAAUGCCACAUAAGGAUACGAUGUCAUGGAAUACUAUGUUAAAUGGGUAUGCAAAUAUUGGAAAGAUCGAGGCAUGCGAAAAUUUGUUUGAAGUGAUGCCAAUGAGAAAUAUUUUUUCCUGGAAUGGACUAAUAGCUGCAUAUGCCAAUGAGGGCUCCUUUUUCGAAGUUUUGACCACUUUUGAGCGAAUGCUCUCGGAAGCGGAGGUGCUUCCGAGUGAUGCAACCUUGGUUACUGUAUUAUCAGCAUGUGCAAGACUGGGUGCGCUAGACCUAGGAAUGUGGUUGCAUGUAUACGCUCAGCGCAGGGGAUAUAAAGGAAAUGUUUUUGUCGAAAAUGCUCUGAUGGAUAUGUAUGCAAAAUGUGGAAAAAUAGAACAUGCUAUAAAUGUGUUUAAAGGCUUGAUUAAGAAAGAUCUGGUUUCUUGGAAUAUCAUUAUUGGUGGUUUAGCAAUGCAUGGUCAUGCUUCGGAUGCCUUGGCAUUCUUUGAUGAGAUGAAAAAUAUUGGCGUAAAACCUGAUGCAGUCACCUUUGUCAAUGUUCUAUGUGCAUGUACUCAUAUCGGCUUGCAUGACGAGGGGUUGGCUUAUUUUCAAAGCAUGACCAAUUAUUCAAUCAGCCCUCGGAUUGAGCACUAUGGCUGUCUGAUAGAUUUGUAUGCCCGAGCUGGUCGUCUUGUCGAAGCCCUAAAUAUUGUAAAAGCGAUGCCUAUGAAAGCGGAUGCUGUCAUAUGGGCAUGCUUACUUGGGGCCUCUAGAAUUUACAAAGAUGCGGAGAUAGCUGAGCUGGCUCUCGAACAACUGAUUCGGCUUGAGCCAGGGAAUCCAACAAGUUACCUUACAUUGUCAAAUAUUUAUGGGGAUGCUGGAAAAUGGGAUUCUGUAUCUAAGUUAAAAGUUGCCAUGAGGGAUACCAGCUCUAGGAAAAUUCCUGGCUAUAGCGUGAUAGAAAUUAACGAUAAAAUAGUCGAAUUCUGUGCAUUUGAUCAGAAGCAUCCUGAGACUGAGGAAAUAUAUGCAUGCUUGCAUAACUUGUCGAAGUUAAUACAGACUAUAAGCUUUCCAUUUAUGGAAAUGGGGUUAGAUUAGGAAAGUUUUAAGAAAACAAGGUAUACCUUCUACAUGCAUGCAUUGUACAUUUGUACUAAUUGAGUGGCCUAAAGAUUUUUUGGUUACUUUUGCAAUAUUUGUAAUUGUAUUUUGA
Amaranthus tricolor (Joseph's coat) is the source of this 2431-nucleotide messenger RNA. Its product is annotated as pentatricopeptide repeat-containing protein At3g29230-like. Gene Ontology annotation, molecular function: protein binding; RNA binding. The transcript has 4 exons. Gene Ontology annotation, biological process: RNA modification. Bases 796 to 2316 code for a protein of 506 amino acids. Lineage: Eukaryota; Viridiplantae; Streptophyta; Magnoliopsida; Caryophyllales; Amaranthaceae. The record is from RefSeq and is a predicted model, not a curated record.